AUGGCUGGUUGCUUAGACGGAUUAAAAGGAUUCUUUACUGCUGUGACAAAUUGGUGCAACACUGAAUUAUCAGGCUCCAAACAGCAGCCUAAAGGUUUAAAAAAUCCAGAACUAAUCGCAAACGAAACACUGUUUAGUGUAAGCGAGAUUGAAGCGUUGUAUGAACUUUUCAAGAAGAUUAGUAGUGCAGUUGACGACGAUGGACUCAUUACUAAGGAAGAAUUUCAGCUGUCCUUAUUCAAGACUAGCGACAGACGAAGUUUAUUUGCUGAGAGGGUGUUUGACUUGUUUGACACAAACCACCAUGGAGUACUUGAUUUCAAAGAGUUUGCAUCUGCUUUGUCUGUUUUUCAUCCAAUUGCAUCAAUGGAUGAUAAGAUUGAUUUUUUGUUCAGAUUGUAUGAUCUGAAACAGCAAGGACACAUUGAGAGGCAAGAGUUGAGACAAAUGGUGGUGGCUACUUUAACUGAAUCUGGCAUGAAUCUUUCAGAUGCUAUGAUUAAUGGCAUCAUUGACAAGACAUUUAAUGAAGUGGACACAAAUGAAGAUGGGAAGAUUGACAAAGAAGAAUGGCGCAACCUUGUGAUGCAGCAUCCAUCCCUUCUCAAGAAUAUGACUCUUCACUAUCUCACAGAAAUCACAACUACAUUUCCGAGCUUCAUAUUUCAUUCUACAGUUGAUGAUAGUUGA
This is a messenger RNA of Lathyrus sativus (Indian pea), 690 nucleotides long. The record is from the annotation of a GenBank genome assembly. NCBI's taxonomy places the organism in Eukaryota, Viridiplantae, Streptophyta, Magnoliopsida, Fabales, Fabaceae.